AUGGACUUCAUCAUUGGGAUUUUACCGGAUGAGAAGAAUCCCACGGGCGUCUUGGUUUUUGCGGAUCGAUUUAGCAAGAUGAUGCACUUUGCUCCAGUCUCCGCGCACAUUACAGCGGAUGCAACCGCGGAGGUCUUUAUUGAUCGCAUAUUCAGACACCAGGGCUUGCUAGAAUACAUCGUCUCCGACCGUGACCCGCGCUUUACUUCGGCUUUUCGGACAGGGCUAUUUUUAUUACUGGGCACGCGUUUGCUUAUGUCUUCGGCGGCCCAUUCAGAAACGGAUGGGUAA
This is a messenger RNA of Peronospora belbahrii, 291 nucleotides long. The record is from the annotation of a GenBank genome assembly. Lineage: Eukaryota; Oomycota; Peronosporomycetes; Peronosporales; Peronosporaceae.